AUGUGUGAUUACCAUGAUUUAUACCUGAAGUCUGAUAUUUUGCUGUUGGCAGAUGUUUUUGAGAAUUUUAGAAGUACAUGUUUGCAGUAUUACAAAUUAGACCCAUGUCACUAUUAUACAUCACCAGGAUUAAGUUGGGAUGCAAUGUUAAAAAUGACAGACAUAAAAUUGGAGUUAAUGACUGAUAUUGAUAUGUUCCAGUUUAUAGAAAAAGGUACACGUGGAGGUAUCUCAUACAUCGCCAACCGAUUUGGGGAAGCAAAUAAUAAAUACAUGAAAGAGUACAAUAAAGAAAAACCCAGCAAGUAUAUUAUGUAUCUAGACGCUAAUAAUUUAUACGGUUAUGCGAUAAGCCAGUAUCUUCCAACAGGUGGAUUUAAAUGGCUAACAGAAAAGCAAAUUAAUAAGAUUAAGAAGAAGACAAUAUUAUCUGAUAAUAAAAAAGGAUAUAUGCUUGCAGUUGAUUUGGAAUACCCUGAAGGAUUCCAUGAGAUGCAUAAUGAUUAUCUCUUAGCUGCAGACAAAAUGAAGGUAACAAACGAUAUGCUUUCACCAUACUGUAAAACUAUUCAGGAGACGUUUGGAGUAACAAUAGGGCAGGUUGCUAAAUUAACCCCAACAUUAACAGAAACGAAGAAUUAUGUAUUACACUAUAGGAAUUUACAACUUUAUCUAUCAUUAGGUCUGAGACUGAAAAAAGUCCAUAGAGUAUUAGAAUUUGAUCAGAGCCCAUGGUUGAGACAAUAUAUUGAUUUUAAUACGCAGAAGCAUGCGGGUGCAAAAAAUGUAUUUGAAAAGGACUUUUUUAAGCUUAUGAAUAAUUCAAUAUAUGGCAAAACUUGUGAAAAUUUAAGAAAACGUGUUGAUGUAAGAUUGGUGACUGAUAAAAGUAAGUUAUCCAAAUUGGCAAGCAAGCCAACAUAUGUUAACAGUAAAAUAUUUACUGAGGACCUUGUUGCGGAUCAUAAAAUUAAAGAAACACUAAAACUCGAUAGACCAGCUCAUGUUGGAAUGUGCAUUUUAGAUCUUUCAAAGACACUCAUGUAUGAUUUUCAUUAUAAUUACAUUAAAAAGAGAUACAAUAACAAGGCUAAAUUAUUAUUUACAGAUACAGACAGCCUUUGUUAUGAAAUAGAAACACAGGAUAUUUAUGAGGAGUUAUGGCAGGAUAGAAAUUUGUUUGACAACAGUGAUUAUCCAAAAGACAGUAAAUUUUUUGAUUCAACAAAUAAAAAAGUUAUCGGCAAAUUUAAAGAUGAAGCAGCUGGCAUACCUAUUGUGGAAUUUAUUGGUCUUAGAAGUAAGAUGUAUUCUUAUGUGAAAGACAAUGGUAAGAAUGAAAAGACGGCUAAGGGUGUCAGAAAAUAUGUUAUUAAAAAG
Messenger RNA from Porites lobata, 1380 nucleotides. Lineage: Eukaryota; Metazoa; Cnidaria; Anthozoa; Scleractinia; Poritidae. The record is from the annotation of a GenBank genome assembly.